AUGAAAUCCUGUUGCAAUCUUUUCUUCUGUUCAAACAUACCUUAUUUUUCUAUCGAACAUUUUCUUUUGUACUACUUUAUUCGUUUGCAUUUCAUCCUUUUCUCCAAUAUUUCUUUUUCUUCUUCUCUCAUGUCAUUCUUUACAUGUCUUGUUCGCUUAUUUUUCUUUCUUUCUUUUUGUUCGUUUAAUUUCUUUCACUUUCUUUCUUCUUUGCUCUCUGUCAUUAUAUUCUUUGCAUGUAUUGCUCGAUUCUUUCAUUUCUUGAAUAUAUUUCUCGCUUUCAUCUUUUCAAUUUGGUUUCCUUCUUAUUUCAUUCUUUCUAAUUUCUCUUUUGUUUCUAACUUUGAAUUUAUUGCUUCUUUCUUUCCUUUCUUUCCAACUUUAAAUUUAUUGAUCUUUUUUUCUUUUUCCAACUUUGAAUUUAUUGCUUCUUUCUUUCUUUCUCUUUCCAACUUUAAAUUUGUUGAUCCUUUCUUUCUUUCUUUCUUUCUUUUUCCAACUUUGAAUUUUUCUUUCUUUCUUUCUUUGCAUUUAUUGUUCGAUUUGUUCUUUCUCCAUAUUUUAUCUAUCUAUCUAUCUAUCUAUCUAUCUAUCUAUCUAUCUAUCUAUCUAUCAUAUCUAUCUAUCUCUAUCAGCAACCCUGCCUCUGCCGUGAAACGGAUUUCAAAAUCGCAUUCACGAAUAAUGAUAUUUUUAUUGUCGUCAGAAGGCAAAAUAUUCCUUUACAUUCCGUUUCUGUCUCCUCCUCGUCAUUUUUUUAUGAAACCGAUAUUAAAAUACACUUAA
Messenger RNA from Acanthosepion pharaonis, 786 nucleotides. NCBI's taxonomy places the organism in Eukaryota, Metazoa, Mollusca, Cephalopoda, Sepiida, Sepiidae. The record is from the annotation of a GenBank genome assembly.